AGAAAAUCAAAAAUCUCAGCUUCUCGAAAACUUCUUUUAAAGGUAAUUACUUGGAUAAGUAAUUGAUAAGAUGGAAAUGCCAUAAAGAGAUAGGAAGAGUGUUUUAUGACAGCAGAUGAGGUUGAAAGACUGUAAUUUGUGAUGUUAAUAACAAUAAUCAUUUCAAAGAGCUCUGUUCUAACUAGUACUAAUUAGUAACUAAGUACCACAAGUAGGAAAAUUACUAUCGAAACCAGCAAGCAUUCUGGUGGUUAUUCUUUUUAGAACAGCAGUUCCCAAACUCUGUGGCGCGUUGCCAUGGGGCUCCGCGAUGGACACACAGGGACACCACCCCUGAUCAUACACCAGGAACCGUGCCAUACCUCGGGGGAGCUCUAACUUGCAAUGUUAUGGCAACGCUAUGAAUCUUGUGAGAGUGAAUUCUAGCCUCAGGAGCUGCAGACUAGAGUUUACUCUCACCACUUAGACUACCAGGGCUUCUCCACCAGACCACCAGGGUUUAGUACUGCCCCCCUUCCAGGCAAAGGUAAGAAGGGGGGAUAUGAAAAUUAUUAUUUUUUUAAUUUAAAAUGUUUUAUAUAUUUAUCUGCCUUUCUAUCCCCACAGACCCCCAACAACUCCUCUCAUACACACAUUGUUCCCUCACACAUACCGCCCACACUGUACCCCUCACAUACAGUGCCCACCCCCCCACACACACACUGUACCCUUGACACACACUGCCAACCCUUGCACAUACACACACACUAUGCACCCCUCACACACACACAGAUACACACACAUACACACUUCACCACACACACACACUGCACCCCUCACACACAUACUGCACCCCUCUCAUACACACAUUACACCCGUCACACACACAUUUCACCCCAUACUACAUCCUUCACAAACCCCUCAAACCCCCACUGCACCCCUCAAACCCACAUGCACACACUCACAUACUGCACCCCUCUCACACACCCAAUGCACCCCUUACACACACAUACUGUAUCCGUCAUCCCUCACACACACACACAUUGCACCCCUCACACACACACUUCACCCCACACACAUUGCACCCCUCACACACACUAAUGCCUCUAUCCCCUACUACAGCCCCUAUCUCGGCAGAUCCCAGGUAAGUUGUCAAACUGUUCCUAAACAGUUUCACUACUUACACUGGGAGAGCACAACGGAACUCCUUGCACCAUAACGAGUACAGAGUUCUGUAGUGGUUAUUGUGCCUGGAUUGUUUCUUUAAAUAAUCUACCAGUGCCCCUCCCAAGAUUAGGUUCUGGAUCUGCCCCUGACCAGGAAACAUUUCUGCUAAACUGGUAACAAGUAUAUGCCUUAGCGCUGAAUAUUUAAACAACCUUGACAUUUGUUUUGACUUGGGGCGCCUUGGAAAAAUAUUGAAAUACUAGAAAUAAUAUAUAUAUAUAUAUAUAUAUAUAUAUAUAUAUAUAUAUUAAAAUAAAAAAGAUGAUUGACGGUUGGUUGCAAAACCAAAAUCUAUUAAGAACAGAAAUUGCAUGCGGAGCAUGGCAAAAGUCAUGAAUAGGAGGGGCAUUUCUCUCACUUUUUUUUUUUACAUUUCUUAAAGAGUUUGAUGUUAGCAAAGGCAAAGGAGGCAUGGGAUCAAGAACAUGUAAAUACACAGUUGGAAAAAGAAAGAUACCUGAGUGAGAGAGUGCCUCGUGCCAACAGCCAUGGCAUGACAUCAGCUGCCUUACAGGUAAAGAGUGAGGUGUUGCAGUUUGUGUUCUGUGUGUAUGGCGGAUGUGGCUAGUUAAAUUGUGGCACGUGCUUAUUUUUCACAUGAUAUCAUGAUAAAGGUAUAUUGUUGAGACUAAGUACUUUAUUUGCACUAGAUUGUGUUAAUUGUACGGUAGUACACUUUAUUUGCACAAGGUAUAAAUGUUUUUUAUGGUAUAGAUAUUUUACUUGGAUUGGGGGCUAUAGGCUAUAUUAUUGAAUUUGUAAUAUUAGUGACUGUUAAAGAUUUUAAUUAUUAAUGAUGAAGGGAUUGAAUUUCUUAGGUACUUGAGGUACUAUCGCAUUAGGUUAGGAUUGCAUAGGUUACACUGAGAGUACAUUUUUUUAAAAUAGUAUAUUUUUUAAAUGGCUAUUGUAUUUCUGAUCAGAGGCCAAUAGUGUUUUGUUGUCCUUGUAUGUACACUGUACAGUGAUAAUAAAGUUGAAUUUGAUCUGAACUGAGGUGCAUUGUGCAUUAUCUUAUGUUGGCUGCACCAAGAAGGGGGUUUAAUAAAUAUUAAAAUCAGUGUACUAAAUUAGGAUUUCUUAUAUUCUAACAGGAAUUGUGUAGAGAACUACAUGAGAAGGUUGGAAUUGUGGACGAGGAAAGAUAUGACAUUGAGGCAAAGGUUAUUCACAACACACGAGAGGUAAAAUCAUGUUUGUUGUGGAACUUGUCUAUCUUACUAUGCAUAUAAUAAAAAAAGAAAAUAAAAAGCAAACUAAACAAAACAAACAAACAAAAAAAAAACCCCAAUGAAUAAUGAAAUGGUCCAAGAGCCUAAUCCUAAUUCUGCAGCAACGCAGCAACGCAGAUAGCUGGAGUAAGCUAUUUAGUUAAGUCAAUGGAAAAAUAAUAAAAGUAUACCAAUCAACCAUGAAGAGCUAUGCACAACACUGUCUUGUAUGGGAGAAGGAGAUGAAGGAGAGAGAAGCCAAUACUAGAGAUGUACCUAGGUUUAUUGGCACACAGGGCAGAAAUAUAUGAUGACACCUCUCUCACUGUAGAUUUUUUUGUGUUUUGCUCUAUACCCAACCAUUUUUUGUUGAGAAUAUUUGGAAACACACUCACAUGCAUACACUGAUCAGCAACAACAUUAAACCACUGUCAGUUGAAGUAAAUAAAUAAAAUGGCAAUUAAAGGUUAAUUUCCCACACAUGUGGCUUUUUAAAUUGCAGUUAGUGUCUGUGUGUGGUGUAUCUAUCAAGAUAGAGUUAGAUAGAUCUCUAUUGUAAAGGCACCCCGAGUAGGUGAAGCCUUGUGGAAGACUGAGACAGUUUUUACAAUAUCCAAUCACGUACAGUAUGUACAGUACGGAAACACUCCAACAUAAGCAGUACAACUCCUCCUCUCUAUCCUGGAGAUAAUUGGGUUAAGUGCUUGAAGUAACUCAAUUACCUCCAGGGAUAGAGAAUAUCCUAAUUUUACAAUAAAACCAACAUAAAAUACAUAUUUCUUAAUAUACCGAACGGAACCCCACACUCAACGUAUCCCCAGAUAGCUUAGAUCUGAGCGCUCAAUAUAACCCAACAGCGAUCAGAUCCCAUACAUAUAGUAAAAUUGCCAUGAAGUUAAAGUUUGUACAUUGUGCAUUUGACGAAACAAAUGAGCUCCAUGGGUUUACUAUCUGGUACAGUUCUGUUUGUGUAAUGUCAAUUUACCGAACGGCACGGCGUUCGUAUGAAUUGAAACAAAGCGAUGGAUGGUUGGUGUUCUCAGCGGUGUUUGUAGGAGCAGUGUCUGAAAUGAGUUCCAUGUGGUUGUCGAUGAACACCGCUGGGCUGUCGACUGUCCAAGAUGGUCGCCGUUAUGCGUUUGUGUUCAUUCAUGCGAACGACGACCACCCAGCCGACCGUUCGGGAGUUGGAAGUGUCUGCGGUUAACCACAAUGUUAAUAAGGGCAGAAAGGUUAAUGAGCAGCACACUUCCCUGCUGGGUGGCCUGCCAUUUGGUAGUUAAUUCAUCUUUUUAUGAAUGCAAGCAAGAAACAUAUGAACAACCGGGAACUGACGAAGAAACAGACAAAAUAGGUUUUAAAUAAUAAUCCAGAGGCAGGGAGAUCUUCCACAUCUAUGUAUGGAUGUAUCAAUGUAUGUAUACUACUACUGCAUACCCGGAACACACCACAAGACUGAAGGUGCCCUGACCCAGUCAUCUAGCCAUCACUAUUUGGCCCUUGUCAAAGUCACUCAGAUCUUUUCGAUUGACCAUUUUUACUGCUUCAGACAUAUUAAAGCACCACUAUAAUCACCCAGACCACUUCAUGAAGUGGUCUGGGUGCCAGGUCCAUCUAGGAUUAACCCCGCCUGCUAUAAACAUAGCAGUUUCAGAGAAACUGCUAUGUUUACAUAUGGGUUAAUCCAGCCUCUAGUGGCUGUCUCAUUGACAGCCGCUAGAGGCGCUUCUGCGUUUCUCACUGUGAUUUUCACAGUGAGAAGACACCAGCGUCCAUAGGAAAGCAUUGAGAAUGAAUGCCGAUGACGUUGGAAGGAGGAGGAGAGUCCCCAGCACCGAGGGAAACCGGCGCUGGAGAAAGAUAAGUGUUUAACCCCUUCCUCCAACUUCAGCCCGGCGGGAGGGGGACCCUGAGGGUGGGGGCAAACAAUUUUGUUUUCCUGGCACCUAUAGUGGUCGUUUAAAUUUAAGAACUGGCUGUUCACAUGUUGCUUUAUAUAUAUAUAUCAAUCCUUGACAGAUGCCAUUGUAACAACAUAAUCAAUUUUAUUCACUUCACAAGGUUACACACACAGGUUACAAUGGCAAUUAAAGGUUAAUUUCCCACACAUGUGGUUUUUUAAAUUGCAAUUAGUGUCUGUUUGUGGUGUAUCUAUCUAGAUAGAUAAAUCUCUAUGUAUGGCUAUCAAUGUAUGUAUGUAUGUAUGUAUGUAUCUAUCUAAUCUAUCUACAGUUGCAUACCCUAGCAGAUGUUUUUUUUUUUAUUUAAAAAAUAUGACUGAUAAUGGUUUCAAUAAAUGUCUUCUUUCGAAAGAUAGUGAUCAUAUAAAGGCAUUUAUUAUCACAUAGUUGUUUGGCUUGUGUAUAAAUCAUAAUGAUAACUGUUACGGUACCUUCAGCAUGAAAUGUACAAACCGCCGUUUAGUGAAUGCUCCCCGUUCGCAAUAAUGUAGGUUGUAUGCGUAUCCAAUACAAUCAUGCCGCUAGCUAGGGAACACUCCAAACUCCCGAACGGUAUCCAUACGGUCACUUCCCUCCACGAGCUUCAAGCUCACGAACCAUCAAUAGCAGCCGAACGUCGGUAUCUCCCAAGCGGCUAAUAAUCCCAUAUAGCAGUCUCUAGUCGCCAGUAAUAAAAUCCCCCCAAUAACGAGACCAAGCUCCGCAUUGAGGGUAAAACACAAACUGAGUUUACUGGGGGCUACCCGCCCGUAUUUAUGCAGGUCUCCCACUUGGUGGACACUCCCCUAGGGGACCAAAUGGGAGACUGGAAUAGCAGAUGGACAUAUGGCAUUUCAGGACAUACAGUCACACAAUAUUCCCAGCAUACAUCACAGUUUCCUCCCCUCUGCUCGGGAGAUAAUUGAGAAGUAAUUCAAUUAUUUCCCAGAGCAGAGGCAAAUCGCCAUUUUAAAUACAAAUCAUAAAACACAUAAAAAUAUAUAACUUUAUAAUUGCCGAACAUUUCUCAUUCGUGUAACACAUCCCCAGAUAGCCUGGAUCUGAGUGCAUUUUAUUGGCGAAUAGCGCUCAAUGUGGACCUGAAUUUUUGGGCGCAAAAAUUUGUCUAAAAAAGUCCUGGAAAUGGCUAGAGGGCUGCAAAAUGAAGUAAAAUAGGGGUAAGAGUAAGACAAGUGCCCUGCAAACAAAUGUGGAUAGGAAAAUCACUUAAAGUAACAUAAAAAUUAAAAAUACAGUUGAGCCAUAAAAUACCACUAGAUGGAUGGAGGGGGAGGAGGUAGCUACACUGUUUUUAUAUAUAUAUAUAUAUAUAUAUAUAUAUAUAUAUAUAUAUUGUGACGAGACCAAUCUCGCCACAUUGCAUUGGAGAAGCCUGGUUGCUCGCCUGCUGCCUUUGGACUAUGGCCCCCAUGUUAAAAGACUUUGUUUCGCCUGAAGAAAAGCUGUAUUCGUGCUUUUCUGCCGGUGCUUUUCUGCCAGUUGUUCGGUAGAUUCCCAUUAUCGCACACCACCAGGCCGGGCUUGAGGCUCAGUGGCAACAACCACUCAUCGGUCUGUUGUUUCAUGCCCGUCCACAGCUCCUGCGCAGUGUGGGUUUUUUCCCCCAAACAUAUGAGUUUGAAAACAGCCUGCUGUCAUUUCUCCCUGGCUGUGCUGAAGUUGGUGGUGAAGGUGUUACACUGACCGGAUGAGGAAGUGGUAGAGGAGGAGGAGGAAGAAGCUGAGUAGGAGGAGGAGGCAACAGGAGGCAAAACUGUGUACACAAAUAAAGAUUGUGAAACUUUGUAUCUUGGAACUGUGUCCCAUUCAGUUACUGGGAGAAAUGGGUUUGACCUAUUCUAAUCAAAGGGGAUAACCAUCAGUUAUCCUGGUCCUGCUUCAAUUGGUGGCAAGUGGCGGGAUCCCAUGUCCCUGCCAACAGACCCAUGGACUACAGUGCUCUAAAGCGACCUCCACUUGUGUGGAGCAAGAGGAAUAACGCCUGGUGGGCGUAACAAGGCCGAAUUGACUGCUAUGCUCAUGGAGGAUGACCAGGCACGCAGUGAGGCAAUGAACCCCAGCCAGGGGCCGGAGAUGAAGAGGAAGUGCGCAAGGAGGUGUAACGCCGCCUGGCAAAUUACCGAGAGCCACCAUCAGAGGAGAUUGUCAGCCGGACCUUUUUGGAGGUGCAAGCCUAUGUCUUUGCCAAUAGACAGAAGGCGACCUCCAUGAACCCAGAUGAAGGAAGAAGGGAGCACAGAGGGCGCCGGGAAGAACAACCACCCUGGCACACAAGCUACCAUACAAUGCCUUCAAAGACUUCAAUGAAGCAGAAGGCAUCGAUGACUUUUUACAAGAAUUUGAGCGCCAGUGUCUACUCUAAGACGUGGACUCCAGCCUCACAUUAAAGGGACACUAUAGCUUAAUGAAGUGGUUCUGGUGUCUAUAGCCGGUCCCUGCAGACUUUUUAAUGUAAACACACACUGUGUGCAGCACUGGCGUUCGUGCAUAUGGCAGAACAUAUGGGUGGGGCAUUGUGUCUUUUCUUUUGUCUAGGGAGGCAAAAAUCCUUGCACAAGCUCUGAUCCUGGGCAGGUGCACCAGUCUACUGGUGACCCACAGGAGGGGAGUGCACUGAUUGCACUGCACUCUCCUCCUGCCCAGACCCAUCUUUACAGCAGUGCAAGUGCCCUCUGCCCCUAAUUUACAGUGGCUCACACUCACAACAAGCAGUGCCUGGAGCCAUUUGCAGAUACGGGAACAAAGAGGUUUUGCGGCAGCUGGCCGUCCUGCAAGCAUUACAUUAAACAGCUGUUCCCCAUGCAGCCACAGGUGGCGCUGUGCUGGGAAAAUGUGAUUACUCUUUACUUCCUCCCAGCCUACAGAGCAGCGCAUGGGAGAGAGAGAGAGAGAGAGGAGGAGGCAUGAUUUCAUCUUACAACAAAUCAACUAAGCAAAUCUUUAUAAAUAUGGGCGGAUCAGCUCUGUUUCAACAGUUUAUUGGUGUUUACUCUGAUGUCUGUAUUAAUAUUGAGGGAUUUCUAAGUAGUAACAUCAGUGUGUGCCAGCAGGGCCAGCCGUUGGGGUGUGCACGCUGUGCGGUCACGCACGGUACCAUGACAACAGAGGCGCCCGGCGGCCAACACAGCUCACAAGUUGGGUACACAAGCAUAUUCAAUUUAAACGAUUCGCUGGUGGUCCACUGGUGCACACCAGCAGUAGGUGCAGUCAGAUCAUAUCCUCUCCCUCGUGGUUCCGGCGCUCAGUUAGUGAGUCAGAGCACAGGCACAGAGAUUCUCAGCCUGCGCUCUGACAACAUUGAAAGUCGGAGCCGUGAAGGAGCAGGUAUGGCAAAGAGCUACUGAUUAGCAUAACAUCAAUAUCCGUUAUAAAACCAGGAAAAGGUGGGCAUGGAUGGUGAACUGAUUUGGUGGUGCAAAGGGCCACUUGACUGGUUUUGCCCCCCAGGCCUAAGGCUGCCAGCCCUACCCUGACCGCAGUAUUUGACGCUUCUAUUUGACUCUCAGAUAUGAAUUGCAGGGCCCAAGUUUACUAUUUAGCAGAUUAGCACCCAUAAAAUAAUAAUGUUUAGAAUUGCGCUGUAACCACAGUAUUUGACACUUCUAUUUGACUCUCAGAUAUAGCAUGAAGAGCAUGCCCCAAAUGUGUUUAGAAUUAGCAGUUUAGCACCACAAGUAUUUGACACUUCUAUUUGACUCUCAGAUAUGAAGAGCAUGCCCCAAAUGUACUAUUUAGCAGUUUAGCACCAAAACAAUUAGAAUUUUUACAACUGCGCUGUAACCGCACUAUUUGACGCUUCUAUUUGACUCUCAGAUAUGAAGAGCACGCCCCAAAUUUACUAUUUAGCAGAUUAGCACCAGAAAAUAAGAAUGUUUACAAUUGCGCUGUAACCACAGUAUUUGACGCUUCUAUUUGACUCUCAGAUAUGAAGAGCAUGCCCCAAAUAUACUAUUUAGCAGAUUAGCACCCCGAAAAUAAGAAUGUUUACAAAUGCUCUGUAACCGCACUAUUUGACACUUCUAUUUGACUCUCAGAUAUGAAGAGCAUGCCCCAAAUUUACUAUUUAGCAGAUUAGCACCCAGAAAAUAAGAAUGUUUAAAAUUGCGCUGUAACCACAGUAUUUGAUGCUUCUAUUUGACUCUCAGAUAUGAAGAGCACGCCCCAAAUUUACUAUUUAGCAGAUUAGCACCAAAACAAUUAGAAUUUUUACAACUGCGCUGUAACCGCAGUAUUUGACGCUUCUAUUUGACUCUCAGAUAUGAAGAGCACGCCCCAAAUUUACUAUUUAGCAGUUUAGCACCAAAACAAUUAGAAUUUUUACAAUGCGCUGUAACCGCAGUAUUUGACGCUUCUAUUUGACUCUCAGAUAUGAAGAGCACACCCCAAAUUUACUAUUUAGCAGUUUAGCACCCAGAAAAUAAGAAUGUUUACAAUUGCGCUGUAACCGCACUAUUUGACGCUUCUAUUUGACUCUCAGAUAUGAAGUGCAGGGCCCAAAUUUAUUAUUUAGCAGAUUAGCACCCAGAAAAUAAGAAUGUUUGCAAUUGCGCUGUAACCGCAGUAUUUGAAGCUUCUAUUUGACUCUCAGAUAUGAAGAGCAUGCCCCAAAUUUACUAUUUAGCAGUUUAUCACCCAAACAAUUAGAAUUUUUACAACUGCGCUGUAACCGCACUAUUUGACGCUUCUAUUUGACUCUCAGAUAUGAAGCGCAUGCCCCAAAUUUACUAUUUAGCAGAUCAGCACCCAGAAAAUAAGAAUGUUUACAAUUGCGCUGUAACCGCACUAUUUGAUGCUUCUAUUUGACUCUCGGAUAUGAAGAGCACGCCCCAAAUUUACUAUUUAGCAGUUUAGCACCAAAACAAUUAGAAUUUUUACAACUGCGCUGUAACCGCAGUAUUUGACGCUUCUGUUUGAAUCUCGAUAUGAAGAGCACGCCCCAAAUUUACUAUUUAGCAGAUUAGCACCAGAAAAUAAGAAUGUUUACAAUUGCGCUGUAACCACAGUAUUUGACGCUUCUAUUUGACUCUCAGAUAUGAAGAGCAUGCCCCAAAUUUACUAUUUAGCAGAUUAGCACCCCGAAAAUAAGAAUGUUUACAAAUGCUCUGUAACCGCACUAUUUGACACUUCUAUUUGACUCUCAGAUAUGAAGAGCAUGCCCCAAAUUUACUAUUUAGCAGAUUAGCACCCAGAAAAUAAGAAUGUUUAAAAUUGCGCUGUAACCACAGUAUUUGAUGCUUCUAUUUGACUCUCAGAUAUGAAGAGCACGCCCCAAAUUUACUAUUUAGCAGAUUAGCACCAAAACAAUUAGAAUUUUUACAACUGCGCUGUAACCGCAGUAUUUGACGCUUCUAUUUGACUCUCAGAUAUGAAGAGCACACCCCAAAUUUACUAUUUAACAGUUUAGCACCCCGAAAAUAAGAAUGUUUACAAAUGCGCUGUAACCGCACUAUUUGACGCUUCUAUUUGACUCUCAGAUAUGAAGUGCAGGGCCCAAGUUUACUAUUUAGCAGAUUAGCACCCAGAAAAUAAGAAUGUUUACAAUUGCGCUGUAACCGCACUAUUUGACACUUCUAUUUGACUCUCAGAUAUGAAGAGCAUGCCCCAAAUGUACUAUUUAGCAGUUUAGCACCAAAACAAUUAGAAUUUUUACAACUGUGCUGUAACCGCAGUAUUUGAAGCUUCUAUUUGACUCUCAGAUAUGAAGAGCAUGCCCCAAAUUUACUAUUUAGCAGUUUAUCACCCAAACAAUUAGAAUUUUUACAACUGCGCUGUAACCGCACUAUUUGACGCUUCUAUUUGACUCUCAGAUAUGAAGCGCAUGCCCCAAAUUUACUAUUUAGCAGAUCAGCACCCAGAAAAUAAGAAUGUUUACAAUUGCGCUGUAACCGCACUAUUUGACGCUUCUAUUUGACUUUCGGAUAUGAAGAGCACGCCCCAAAUUUACUAUUUAGCAGUUUAGCACCAAAACAAUUAGAAUUUUUACAACUGUGCUGUAACCGCAGUAUUUGACGCUUCUCUUUGAAUCUCGAUAUGAAGAGUGUGACGAGACCAAUCUCGCCACAUUGCAUUGGAGAAGCCUGGUUGCUCGCCUGCUGCCUUUGGACUAUGGCCCCAUGUUAAAAGAAAUCUUUUUUCACUGCAGAAAAGACUUAUUUGUGCUUUUCUGCCCGGUGUUCGGUAGAUUCUCGGAUUUACUGAAUGAACUCAUAUAACCCAGAUAGGUAUGCCAUGGAGCCUAUUCAUGUAAUAAAAGACUUUGUCUCCAUGGCAAUUGAACUGUAUGUGUUUGUGGUCUGAGCGCCAUUCAGUAUUAAUGUGCACUCAGACCUAAGCUAUCUGGGCAUAUGUUGCAUGUCUGUAUUUUAUGUCAUAAAUGUAACCUUGUGUAUUUUAUUGUAUUUUACUGUCUUUUUGCUGCCAUGUGUUUUUUUUAUUAAAAACAAAAAAAAAAACACAUGGCAGCAAAAAGUUCAGACAUAACAUAUUCCCCAGAUAGCUUAGGUCUGAGCACAUUAAUACUGAAUGGCGCUCAGACCGCAAACACAUACAGUUCAAUUGCCAUGGAGCCAAAGUCUUUUAUUACAUGAAUAGGCUCCAUGGCAUACCUAUCUGGGUUAUAUGAGUUCAUUCAGUAAAUCCGAGAAUCUACCGAACACCGGGCAGAAAAGCACGAAUAAGUCUUUUCUGCAGUGAAAAAGAUGUCUUUUAACAUGGGGCCAUAGUCCAAAGGCAGCAGGCGAGCAACCAGGCUUCUCCAAUGCAAUGUGUCAAGAUUGCUCUCGUCACAAAGAGAACACCCAAAAUGUACUAUUUAGCAGUUUAUCGCCGAAACAAUUAGAAUUUUUACAACUGCGCUAUAACCGCACUAUUUGACGCUUCUAUUUGACUCUCAGAUAUGAAGUGCAGGGCCCAAAUUUACUAUUUAGCAGAGUAGCACCCAGAAAAUAAGAAUGUUUACAAUUGCGCUGUAACCGCACUAUUUGACGCUUCUAUUUGACUCUCAGAUAUGAAGUGCAGGGCCCAAAUUUAUUAUUUAGCAGAUUAGCACCCAGAAAAUAAGAAUGUUUGCAAUUGCGCUGUAACCGCAGUAUUUGAAGCUUCUAUUUGACUCUCAGAUAUGAAGAGCAUGCCCCAAAUUUACUAUUUAGCAGUUUAUCACCCAAACAAUUAGAAUUUUUACAACUGCGCUGUAACCGCACUAUUUGACGCUUCUAUUUGACUCUCAGAUAUGAAGCGCAUGCCCCAAAUUUACUAUUUAGCAGAUCAGCACCCAGAAAAUAAGAAUGUUUACAAUUGCGCUGUAACCGCACUAUUUGAUGCUUCUAUUUGACUCUCGGAUAUGAAGAGCACGCCCCAAAUUUACUAUUUAGCAGUUUAGCACCAAAACAAUUAGAAUUUUUACAACUGCGCUGUAACCGCAGUAUUUGACGCUUCUGUUUGAAUCUCGAUAUGAAGAGCACGCCCCAAAUUUACUAUUUAGCAGAUUAGCACCAGAAAAUAAGAAUGUUUACAACUGCGCUAUAACCGCACUAUUUGACGCUUCUAUUUGACUCUCAGAUAUGAAGUGCAGGGCCCAAAUUUAUUAUUUAGCAGAUUAGCACCCAGAAAAUAAGAAUGUUUGCAAUUGCGCUGUAACCGCAGUAUUUGACUCUUCUAUUUGACUUUCAGAUAUGAAGAGCACGCCCCAAAUUUACUAUUUAGCAAUUUAGCACCAAAACAAUUAGAACUUUUACAACUGCGCUGUAACUGAAAAGUACUCUCAGAUAUGAAGUGCACCCCACUAAUGUACUUUUUAGUACCCCAAAAAAUUGACUUUUUAAAACUUAGAUAUAACCGCAGUAUUUGACGCUACUAUUUGACUCUCAGAUAUGAAGUGCAGCCCACUAAUGUAUUAGUUUGCAGAAUUCUUUCCUAAUCUGUCCCUGAAAGCGGCAGCAUCCUCUCCCUACACUAAUAAGAGCUCAUGUGCGUGCGGUGCUACGUAACUCCAGCUUAUAUAUAGAGCCUGGGUCACAUGCUGCACUGGCCAAUCACAGCCAUGCCAUUAGUAGGCAUGGCUGUGAUGACUUCUAAAGGCAAACAAGUCAAACGCUUGUUGAUUGGCUGCCCUGCAGCCUUUCAAAACGCGUCAUUAAAUUGCCGAACACUGAACUCCAACCGUAACAUUCAGUGAUAUAUCCAUGUUCUGGUCCUGGGUCCAAAAAACGUAAUGUUCAAUACGAACCUGAACUUUACAGUCUGGGUUCGCUCAACUCUAUUAGGGACCUCAUAGACAACUAUAACAAAGGAGGAAUAUCAGAGGGAUAUUAGCUACACCUCACUGACGAUGCCCAUUGAAAGCUGAAACGAUUGACUGGGGUUUCUAUAUCUCUUGUGCAGAGAGAACUUUUCAGUUCUGGACUGCCCAUACAAGUGGGAUUAGUCUGAUAUUCAUUUAUUUAUAAAAUAUUUUACUAGGAUGGAUACAUUGAGAUUUCUCUUGUUUCAAGUAUGUCCUGGGUAUGCUUCAAAUAUGUUCUGUAAUGCUGUAAUGGCACAAGUGAGCAUAAACUAUUUUGAGACCUGAGCAGGGAUUUACUGAAGGGCAAGCUACUGAGUUUCUCUAAGCUUUUGCCUGUUCUUUACCUUUCCUUGUUUUUACUACAAAAGACUGCAUUCUGUAAUUGAUGCUAAAAUUGAUGCUUAAGAACUAAGGGUAUGCAGAAUUUUGAACGGGGUCAUUCCUUUUUUUUUCUUUGUUGCCAUGUUUGUCAUUCUAUUAUAGCCUACAGUUGAAUAUGAAUCCCAUAAGAAAUAUAAUAAAUGUGUUUUGCCUGCUGACUCAUGUUUUCUUUAAAAAUGGUACAUAUAUUGCCAAUGCUCCAAGAGUAUGCACGUUUAAGCACAACUUUAUUUUUCAUAUCUAUCUAUCUAUCUAUCUAUCUAUCUGGACGAACCUCUGAUAUCCAGGACCGUGUGGAAAAGAUGUCUCCUACUCCAGAGAGCAUAGCAGGAACAGCUCUUAUAAGAGGCAGUGAUUUAGCCCCAGGGGAGUAUACGGAUUAUAGCAAUCCCCAGUGUAAAUAUAACAGUUCCCCUCCAAUCACGAGAUCAAGCUACUUGUUCAGAGUUAAGCAGGACUCAAUUUUAAUGGUGCCACGUGUUAUUGGAGGGGCCUACUUGCCAGCCUCCUGCCUCAGGACUAUAGCCCCUACAAUAGAACUUGGCUAAUAUACUUUAAAAAGGCUCUGUUCGUGCUAUUGGGAUUAUGUGGUUCGGGAACCAAACAGCCGCAAGAACUAGAGACCACCCUAUUAACACUUGGUAACGAUUCUAACCACAGUGUUCUAAUUGUUUGUCUGGAUGGCCACUGUGAACGACCACGAGGUGGUGGCCAUCUUGUUCGCAUAAGCGCUAGCAGUGGUGUUUGGUCGUUUAAUUCCUGGAACUAAAAUCACACACGGAAACUCCUGAACACCACUAGACUUCAAUCAUUGCCUGCGUUCGGUUAUACACAACUUAGAAGGGCACUGUUCGGUGGAAUCGUUCGUCUGGAUGAAGGGAACAAGCUCCAGGGUAAGACUAUUGACUAUGUUUGGUUUUUAAAUUACUUGUGUGCGGUCGGUAAAAUUAUGACUUCCAUGUAAAUCCCAAACCCCUGAACCGAUCUGAGUGAUUUUUGGAUGUUGGUCCCCAAGAUCGGGGCUAUCAGGUGAUAAGACUUUUGUGGGUGUAGCGGAGAGGUAGUAUAAUCCACAGUAUCUCCGCUAGGUAACAGAAACUGCAUAAAAUCCUUCAAGCAAAAUAAGUACAGCAUGCAAUAAUCCUGGUAGCGUUGUAUAAAUCCUUCCUUCCCAAGAACUAGACGACACAUAGGCUGGGAGUCAAUUCAGCUUUUAAUCACAGGUCACAGUAUUUAUGGGAUUCCCCAUGCAAGGGUUUCCCUACUGACAUUACAGGGGUUGGACAGUAGGGGACUACAUGGGAAACUUAACAACCUGGACCUUUCUCCCAUCAUUCACUGCUGCACGAGAGGUAUACUCCCACUAGAAUAUCCAGUUAAAUGGAUUAUCCCUCCGUGCAGCAGAACUGGCAUUUUACACGAAAAUACAUAACUUUCACAUUAUUCAUGUUAUUUUACCGAAUGACCGUUCGGUAGAUAGCUGGAGUCUGAGCACACCUUUCAUGAAAGUACCGCUCAGAUCCCAGCAUAAAUAACCGAACGCCGCACAAAAACAUUCACCUUAAAGUACCGAAUGUAUAUAGGGGAACAAACUACCGAAGGACCGGUGCUCCUGAACGGCCUGGAAGUCCAGCGGUAUUCGUGCCAGCUGGGCUAACAAAGGAUCCAAGAUGGCUGACCGCCGCGUGGUCAGUUGCUGAAUGGCGGCCACCCUGAAUCUCAAUAAUUACCAAUGGAUACACUGUUGCAAUACUAAAUGGGAGCCACACGACCUCCUGUGUGUGGUCUCCCAUUCGGUAGUUUGUUAGUUUCACGAACAGUGUUGAAAUUCACUGUUUGUGAAACUACUGUAUGAAUGCUGGUGGUUUUCCUGCCGCCAGCAUACGACUGCUUUCGUUCGCAUAAAAUUAAGAAAUAGGUACAUGCUUGGUUCUCACAUUCUUAAAGUCACAGAAACACAUUAAUAUACAUACAGUCUUAAGUGGCUAGUUUUGCCACAGUGGGGUUUCCAUGUGUUUUGGGGGUACAGUUAGUACAGUUCCUGACUCAAUUGUCUCUCAGGCACAGGGGAGGGAUUAUCUUGCUUUGUGUGGGGGUGAGCCAAUGUAAUUAUAGUGUGUACUUUGUCACAGUUCCCUCUCAGGUCCAGUAGGGAAUGCCCCUGGAAUAUGUUAUGGAAAACCCCUUGCAUGGGAACUUGCAUAUCAGGCCAGUUGUGGUUGCCAUUAAACAGUUCUACUUCACCCUCAACACAGAGCCUCAUCUCGUGCUUGUAGGGGACAGCUAUAACAGCUAUGUCACUAGUAGACUUGAGCGAACCUGAACUAUAAAGUUCAGGUUCGUACUGAACAUUACGAUUUUUGGACCCCGGACCCGAACACGGACAUAUCAGUGUAUGUUCGGGUUGGAGUUCGCUGUUCGGCGAUUUAAUGGUGCAUUUUGAAAGGCUGCAGGGCAGCCAAUCAACAUGCGUUUGACUUGUGUGCCCUUAGAAACCAUCACAGCCAUGCCUACUAAAGGCAUGGAUGUGAUUGGCCAGUGCAGCAUGUGACCCAGCCUCUAUAUAAGCUGGUUACUUAGUAUUAUUAAAUUGUGCCCCUACUCGCUAUACCGCGAGUAGGGGCAUGUCUAUUAAACAGUGAGCAGCCUGUGGCUGCUCACUGUUAAAAAAAAAAAAAAAACAUUCCCCCCUCCUGAGCUCCCACCCGUGACACAUGAGUGGGAGCUUUAAACUAAAGGGCCUGUUGCCCCCCCGGCCCCCACCCAUGAGCGAGGUGGGGGCCAUAAAUACCAAUAAGGGGGGGAGACCUAUUGCCCCCCCCGGCCCCCACCCCUGAGCGGCGGGUGGGGGCUGUAAAUACCAUUGGGGGGGACCUAUUGUCCUCAUCCCGGCCCCCACCCCUGAGCUGCGGGUGGGGACCAUAAAUUAGAAUAAGGGGGGGACCUAUUGUCCUCCCCCCAGCCCCCACCCCUGAGCUGUAGGUGUGGGCACUAAAUAUUAAUAAGGAGGGGACCUAUUGUCCUCCCCCCUGGCCCCCAUCCCUGAGCGGCGGGUGGGGGCCCUAAAUAACAAUAAGGGGGGACCUACUGUCCUCCCCCCCCGUACCCCUCCCCUGAGCAGUGGGGGUGGGGGCCAUAAAUUAAAAUUGGGGGGGACCUAAUGUCCUCCCCCUGGCCCCCACCCCUGAGCGGUGGGUGGAGGCAAUAAAUAAAAAUUGGGGGGGACCUAAUUUCCAAAGAACUUGUGUAAAAUGACACAGAGCACUCUGAUUGGUGGAUUUCAAGCCAACCAAUCAGAGUGCUGUGAUAGGUAAAUGUAGAGACUUACCUGUCAGUCUCUUCAUUUACCUAUCAGAGCACUCUGAUUGGAUGGCUUAAACUCAAUCAGAGUGCUCUGAGCCUAAUUGCAGGGCGGGGCAAGGCUUUAUAAUUAUUAUUUUUAUUUUUUAUUUUUUUUAAAGUGCGUCGGAUAUUAUGGAUUUUUAUUUGGCCUUUUUUGAGGCUGAAAAAAGAAGAGUUUAGAAGAAAGAAAACAUCAAAUGGUAAGUCUAUUUUUUAAAUUUUUUUACAGGUAUUUAGAUAAGGGUCCCCCAUCAUUAUUUUUAGGAUGAGGGGGGUAGGUAGGGGUUAUUUGUUGGCGGGGAGGGUGGUGACUAGAGAUUUGGGGACCCCUAGUAACCUGGGGGGGCUAAAUUUUUAUUUAGGGCCCCCACCCGCCACUCAGGGGUGGGGGCCAUGGGGGAGGACAAUAGGUCCCCCCCAAUUUUUAUUUAUGGCCCCUGUGAGGAGAGCAAUCUCGCCACAUUGCAUUGGAGAAGCCUGGUUGCUCGCCUGUUGCCUUUGGAUUAUGGCCCCAUGUUAAAAGGCUUGAUUUUCCCCUGCAAAGACAAGAAAGCUGGGUCAUUUGGUGCUUGCCCUGUUUGAGCAGUGAUACCCCAGAUAGCUAUGCCAUGGAGCCCAUUCGUAUAAUGAAAGACUAUGGGAAAGACUUUGGCUCCAUGGCAAUUGAACUGUAUGUGUGUGCUCUGAGCGCCAUUCAGUAAUAAUGUGUGCUCAGACCUAAGCUAUCUGGGCAUAUGUUGCAUGUCUGUAUUUUAUGUCAUAAAUGUAACCUUGUGUAUUUUAUUGUAUUUUACUGUCUUUUUGCUGCCAUGUGUUCAAUGGAGUUUUGCCUCUGUCUUUGGAGAUAAUUGGAUUACUUCACAAUUAUCUCCAGGAUAGAAGACUCUGUGGAACUGGUUUUGGGCAGAAAAGCCAUGCUUCCUGUGGUCACAAAGGACUACGAUCUAUCUUUUGAACCACUGGACCAAUUUGUAUGAUUUUGAUGUAUGUUUGUAUUUGGAGUAUGCUGAUUCUGAAAAUUUAUGUGAAUGUGAUGCAUACUUGUCAAGUUAUGAAUAAUGUGGAAAAAUUGUAUUUCUCUGCUUGUGCUAAAUUACAUUACCCAUUGUGUAAGGUAAUUGAAUCACAAGCAGAGGGGAGGAAUUUGUGUGGGAGUGUCUGAGUGUAUUGUAUGUGUUUAUUGGUUGUGUUCCAAAACCCUGUGGGUGGUACUAAUGUGUAAGAAUGUGUACAUAAGCACAAUAAACCCACAGCUCUGACUGUUCACUGCUUGACCCUCAACACGGAGCUUUGUCUCGUUCUUGGGGGGAUUUAUUGUAUGCUGUUCCAGUUCGACUGCUAGGAGUGUAAACCUAUUCGUAUGGUUUUUCCUAUUCGGCUGUUUACAGCAUUCGUAUGGUUUCCUGUUCGGCGGAUUGGUGUUCUGCAGUAGCUGUGCCAGCAUCUCUGGAAGGGGAAGAUCUACUAAACGGCGGUUUAACCCUUUUAUGCUGAGGGUGCUGUUACAAUUGGUGGCAAGCGGCGGGAUCGUUCUUACAGCCAGAAGGACAGCUACAGGAGACACCAUUUCUUUGGAUUUACAAGUGGGGGCAACGCAUGUCCCAGUACAGCAACCCUAAAAGCAACAGAAUGGAACCAGCAGUGUUAUACAAGGAGGAGGACCUGGAUGGCCGGGAUGCAUUAAGGAAAAGCAUCUGGUACCAGGCCCUGGAUAAUGUACAAUACCAGCGAGGUGAGAGUCUCCCCAGUGAAGAGCAGCGGUUGCAGAAGCAAGUGGCCCUGCGGAUGCCCUUCCUCGGAGUGCAGCCCCUAAAGGAAUGGGUGAAGGAAUUGGAGCUCUGAGUAUGGCAGGAGAUUUGGCUGGAAGAUGCCUACCAGGCGCUCUGGUGGUAUGGGGCACAGUACCUGCCCUGAACAGCCGAGCAUGACAAGCCAGAGGGAGAGGAGUUUGAUGGUCCUGGCUUGUUAUGGGAGGCUUUUGCAGAGCCUGAGUUUGGGAGCCCUACACAAGCCCGGUUCAGUGAUCUCUUGGAGUGUAGGGAGAGCAGGUAUGACUGGGACGACACUCACGAAAUUGAGCAAGACCUAGCAACCCUGGAGUGGGAACUGGAGCAGGACUACCGAGAUCUCUUCACUACAUUGAGAAGAUUCAGCAGGACAGCAAGGUGACAGAUCCAGUUCCAGACCCAUUCAGCUGGGAAGACAUUGUUGAUAUUUACUGGGAAGAACCCCAGGUGGUGGGUGGAGACGGGAGCGAGGUCUCUCCACUGAUAUUGCAGGGAUUUGGGAGCCCGAGCUCCAUUCCCCAGUGGGAGAUAUUGCAGGGAAUCGGGAGCCCAAGCUCCAUUCCCCAGCGGCAGGCUGAGUUACAGGGGACAGAGAUAGUUGCUUCUGUCCCCCAGCAGCAGUGUGAAUUGCAGGGAAUUGGGAGCCCGAGCUCCAUUCCCCAGCGGCAGGCUGAGUUACAGGGGGCAGAGACAAGUGGUCCUGUCCCCCAGCGGCAGUGUUCCUUGCAGGGAGAGGAGAGCAGCAUCCUCCCUCCCCAGUGGCAGGGUGAGCUACAAGGAUGGUGGGCAGUCGGCUCAAAUCCCCAGCGGCAGUGUGUUUUAUUGGGAAUUGGGAGCCUGGUCUCCAUUCCCAAGCGGGAGAUACUGCAGCGGCAGUGUGAUUUAUUGGGAAUUGGGAGCCCGGUCUCCAUUCCCCAACGGGAGAUAUUGCAGGGAAUUGGGAGCCCAGUCUCCAUUCCCCAGCGGCAGUACGAAUUACAGGGAAUUGGGAGCCCAGUCUCCAUUCCCCAGCGGCAGAGUGUCCUACUGGGAAUAGAGAGCCCAGUCUCCAGGACUCUGUAUUGGGAGCAGAGACAGUCGGUCUCUCUCCCCUGCGGCUGGAAGUAUGUAUGGGAGAGGAGCUUGUUACCCCCUCUCCCCAGUGGCAGCUUAAUGUACAAAGGGGAGACAGUAAGCCCCACAACUGUGCAGAUGGGACCGGAGCUUUGUCUCGUUCUUGGGGGGAUUUAUUGGAUGCUGUACCAGUUCGACUGCUAGGAGUGUAAACCUAUUCGUAUGGUUUUUCCUAUUCGGCUGUUUACAGCAUUCGUAUGGUUUCCUGUUCAGCGGAUUGGUGUUCUGCAGUAGCUGUGCCUGCAUCUCUGGAAGGGGAAGAUCUACUAAAUGGUGGUUUAACCCUUUUAUGCUAUGGGUGCCGUUACAGCCCCCAUUUAUGGCUCAGGGGUGGGUGCCGGGGGGGAGGAUAGCAUGUCCCCCCACAUUCUUAUUUAUGGCCCCCACCCACCGCUCAGGGGUGGGGGCCGGGGGGGAGGACAGUAGGUUCCCCCCCUUAUUUUUAUUUAGGGCCCCCACCCGCCACGCAGGAGUGGGGGCUGGGGGGGAGGACAGUAGGUUCCCUCCCACAUUCUUAUUUAUGGCCCCCACCCACCGCUCAGGGGUGGGGGCCAGAGGGGGAGGACAGUAGGUAGGUUCCCCCCUUAUUUUUAUUUAGGGCCCCCACCCGCCUCGCAGGAGUGGGGGCUGGGGGGAGGACAGUAGGUUCCCUCCCACAUUCUUAUUUAUGGCCCCCACCCACCGCUCAGGGGUGGGGGCCAGAGGGGGAGGACAGUAGGGCCCCCACUCAUCGCACAGCGGUGGGGGCAAUAGUUUUUUUUUUUUUUUACAGUGAGCAGCCAUAUGUGCGUAUAUAUUCCAUUUGAUGUGAGCUGUUUUUUGUGGUGUCCGGUGCGGUGCUUGCCACAGGCUGCUCACUGCUUACUAGACAUGCCCCUACUCGUGGUAUAGCGAGUAGGGGCUGAAUUUACUAAUACUAUAUAAUCUUUACUUAGUAUUAGUAAAUUUGUCUGAAAGACCGUGAUACCGUGUGAAUUAGGGAGCUAUCUACUAAGCGGCUGCAAGAUGCAGCCGCGGCAAUGAAUAGGAUCAAAUUAUAUUUAAUUUUUGUUAUUUUAAGUGAUUUCCCUAUCCACAUUUGUUUGCAGGGCACUUGUCCCACUCUUACCCCCAUUUUACUUUCUUUUGCAGCCCUCUAACCCUUUCCAGGACUUUUUAGAGCCAUUUUUGUGCCCAAAAGUUCGAGUCCCCAUUGACUUCAAUGGGGUUUGGAUUCGGGGUCAAGUUCGGGGUCAAGUUCGAUCCCGAACCCAGACUUUUUUCCGAAGUUUGGCCGAACCCGCCGAACCCAAACAUCCAGGUGUCCGCUCAACUCUAAUCACUAGCUCUUGUAAUAGCUAUUCUGCUAUACUCUCUGAAGUAGGAGAGGUUUACCCACUGGAAGCUGGAUCCCUGACUUGGGUCCAGGGUGGGUGGAGGACAGCGAGACCCCAGGCAUGCUGUGGAGGCUAAGAGUCUACAGUGCUGAUGGUGUCUGGUGAAGUGCUUGGAAGUACUCGGUGAGCACUAGGAAGCAUCGAUUGGAGGAGACACCCAAUUAGGGUGCCAGGCGCUCUGUCACAUCUGAUGGCAAGUGGUGGGAUGGCUUCCUAGUGAGUAUAGAAACAUUCUGGAGACACCGGAAUCGUUAUGGAUUUAUAAAUGAGGGCAAUGCUAGUAUUCAUACAGCGCCCCUGUCUACAGCGGUAUGGAACCAGCUAGUCCCCGGACGGCAUUCCCAUAUGAGGAGAUGUUUUACUGGAGGUUGCUGAACCACUUGGCCCAACAGGAUUGGCCCGUAUCACAGGAGAACAUACUGGACUACAGAGAGGUCACUAGAAAGGUGCUUUGGGAUGAAACCCUGGAGGGUGUACAAAGUCAGCGGGAUGAGAGUCUCCCCAGCGAGGAGCAGCGGCUACAAGUACAAGUUGCGCUGUGGAUGCCUCUCCUGGGAGAGCAGCCCCUGGAUGAGUGGAUGAUGAAGCUUGAGCGACUGGUAUGGAAGCAACUGUGGCUCGACAACGCGUACCAGGCGCUAUGGUGGUACACGAUUCAGCAUGUUCCUUGGAUGGCUGAGCAAGACAGGUCCGAGGGCAAGGAUUACGAUUGCCCUGGCCUGUUAUGGGAGGCCUUUGCUGAACCAGAGUUCAGGAGUGCUGGAGAGUCCCAAUUAUGGAACAUACUGCUGGAUCUUCCUAUAGCUGGUGAACUAGGACCAGACCUGAUCCAUCUGGCCACCAUGGAAUGGGAGCUGGAUCAGGCUUACCAACACCUGCUCAGCUCAAUUCAGCCCCAAUAUACCCUGCAGGGAGAGCAGGAGAGCUGGGUGUCGGACCCAGACCUACCACCCUACAGCUGGGGAGACCUGGCUGAGGUCUCAUCCACUGGUCCUGGGAACACUCUCUGUCGGCAGGUGGAGAUGGGACCAAGGUCUCUCCAUCGGCACUACAGGGAGGUUGGGCAGUCAGGCCAGAUCCCCAACCACAGAUGGAGCUAAUGGGAGAAGGAGAAAACCGAUACCAGAAGAGGAGACAGCUGGUCCUUCUUCCCAAUUAUAGGGAGACCUUAUAGACUGGUCCUGGGGGGAACUCCAACUGAGGUCUCUCCACCGACCCAGACCUCCAACUGCAGCUGGAAGUACUCGGAGGGAGGACAGUCGGUCCUACUCCUCAGCUGCAGCAUACCGUGCAGGGAGAAAGGAUAAUCGGUCCCCCUCCCCAGCAGCAUACUAUACAUGGAGAAGGGAUACUCGGUCCCCCUCCCAAGCAGCAGCCGGAGAUACUGGAAGUGGGGACGACCGGUCCCACUCCGCAGCAACGGUGCCUGUUGGCCCAAGACAGGACACAGGAAAUAGAUGGUGCAGAUGGGACAGAGGUCUCUGCACCAGACCUACAGGGAUUUUAGAUGGCCGGUCAAGAUCCCCAACUACCCCCGCAGGAAUACCAGGGGAAGGAUUUCCUCCUUUCAGUAGCAGAUUCCCAACCAGGUCCUGGGGGUAGUGGAGGGGGCAGCCAUCUCCAGAAGCGCUAGCAUUCGGGCAGAGUGCAGUUGGCCUCUGCCCUUUCCUUUUCCUUUUUCCAGGGCCUAACAUUACACAGGCCAUCCUAGCAGAGAGCUGGCAUCAGGGCAGAACGCAGCUGGCCUCUGCCCUACCUGUCCCCGUAUUGUUAAGCCUGAUGCCCAACAGGCUCUUGCAGCAGAAGCAAUACCAACAGGACAGAGCAGCAUUGGCCUCUGCUCUACCGGUCCAUGUGUAUCACUAGCUCUUGUAAGAACUAUCCUGCUAUACUCUCGGGACUAGGAGAUGUCUACCCACUGGAAGCUGGAUCCCUGACUUGGGUCCAGGGUUGGUGGAGGAUAGAAAGACCCCAGCCAAGCUGUGGCAGCUAAGGGUCUACAGUGCUGAUGGUUCCUGGUGGAGUGCUUGGAAUUACUUGGUGAGCACUAGGAAUCAUUGAUUGGCGGAAGCACCCAGUCGGAGUGUCAGGCCGUCAGUCAUAUCGUUUUUUUUAUAAAGAGAUUGUAUUGUUUAUUUUAUCUAAGGAAGCACACUGAAAAUCUAUUUGUUGGGUGGGAAUCAAUUUACUUUAGGUAACGUUGACAAUCCAUCUGAAAUCCAUAAGGAUUUUUAAAACUCUCUCCAUAUGAGAGACCAUAAUUUCUUCUUUUGCAGCUGUUAUGAGAACAUCAUCUAGGUAAUGAAUAGUAAGCAGAAGUAUAGAUCAGGGUGUUGCAGUGGAUGUGAUCUAUUUGGAUUUUGCCAAGGCAUUUGAUACAGUUCCACACAAUAGAUUAGUGUUCAAACUCAAGAUGGUCUAGAUGAAAAUUAUUGUUCUUGGGUAGAACAUUGGCUUAAAAAUAGAAUACAAAGAGUUGUCAUUAAUGGUACAUUUUCAAGCUGGACAGAGGUGGCAAGUGGUGUCCCUCAGGGUUCUGUUCUGGGACCCCUUCUAUUUAACAUGUUUAUCAAGAAUCUAGAAAAAAAGCAUUGAAAGUCAUUUUUCAGUGUUUGCAGAUGACACAUGAAAAAGGGCAUUCAUUCUUGGGAUGAGAAUAUCAUUUUGCCUCGUUAUAAAUCACUGGUAAGACCACAUAUUGAAUAUGCAGUGUAAUUUUGGGCACCUGUUCUAAAGGAUAUUAUGGCACUAGAAAAAGUGCAGAGGGGGGCUACAAAAUUAAUAAAAGGAAUGGAACAUAUCAGCUAUGCAGAAAGGUUAAAAAAUUUACACCUCUUUAGUUUAGAAAAACGUUGCCUGAGAGAGGAUAUGAUAACAUUAUACAAAUAUAUUCUGGGCCAAUACAAACCACUGUGUGGAAAUCUAUUCACAAACCAGACUUUACAUAGGACACAAGGUCAUGUGUUUAGACUGGAAGAAAGAAGAUUUUGUCUAAGGCAAAGUUUUACUGUAAGAACAAAAGUUAUGUGGAAUUCUUUACAUACAGAGUUAUAGUUGGAGCUGUAGAGUAUCUUGAACAAUCUGAAAAAUAGAAUAUAUGCAAAUAGCGUAGUAUAUCUAUACAAUGUAUUGCAUAUAAAAAAUAAAAAUAGUUAAACUCACAAGUCUAGAGUCAUACCGUCAUAUGACUCUAAAAGUAUGCUCCCUUGGACCAUUAGGGGGUUGUCCAAACCCUUCUUUCGUUGGUUACUUGUUAUUCCCCCUGAUGAUCUUUAGUGUGUCUUCAAUAAAGGUGCCCAGUAUACCGAGGAUCUUUGAAAAACUGGUAUUUGUUUAUUUAAAAAAAAAAAAAAAGUAAUAAUAUAAUAACAGAAUGGCAAUAUAAUAUACCAGUCAAUAUUGGAUAUAGAUAGAGUCCAAUAAAAAGUCCAAUAAAAGUUGAAAAAUGAGUGUCCAAAACGCGUUUCGCCUGAUUAACAGGCUUCCUCAGUUGGCUCUAAUGUCUCUUCCAAUGUUCUUUCUUUUUGAAAAUGCCGCCGGCUGGCUUUAUCUUCUUUAUAUAUCACUUCCUGGUUCCGUCUGUUGGAACGCAACGUGCGUUACAAAUUCGGCACUGACUUCCGGGACGCGUCCCAAAAGUUAUAGGGCUAUAAGUACAAGUAGGAUAUUGCGGUUUCAAAACAUACAUUUUUAAAAUUUAUCAAUAGUGACAUUGUAACACUAUUAUCUGUCAUAAAUCUCUGAAUAACACCCCACAUGUACAUAUUUUUUUUUAAAGUAGACUACUAAGUGUUCAAUAAAAACAUGGCAACUUUCAUUCUUUGUGCGUUAUUAGUUUAAGCAGACUGUGAUUGUCUAUUGUUGUGACUUAGAUGAUGAUCAGAUCACAUUUUAUGACCAAUUGGUGCAGAAAUCCAUAUCAUUCCAAAGGGUUCGCAUACUUUUUCUUGCAACUGUAAGUAACAUGUCCUUAAAGAUAUUCAGAAGGUCCAUAUUACAUCCAUACCAGAUAAGAGAUAACCAAAACUGCUUAGGUGUCUUAGGAGAAAGCCACAAUGCACACGUUUCAAUGACAGAAUUCAAAAGGACAAUUACCCGAUGACUCUCUUAGAGUACUAAAGACAGUACUAAAGAGUACUAAAAAUUUCCUUUAAGAUAAUUUUUGUAAUAUAUAAUUCUGAUGUAUGUCCAAUAUUUGUUUGUCUAGAGCAGUGCCUGAAAAUCUUUUAUCUUGCAUCCCUAAUUGGUGAUUUUCCAGUUCUGUUUUAAAGAUGAGCUUGAUAAAAUGUGUACAAAGUCCAUGUUAGCUUUUUAAUAAAUAUAUUUGAUAAAUAUUGUCAACAUAAUGGUCAUUGUCAUUAAAGCAUUAAUUCUAUGGUGCCAGCUCCCCCAGUUAUCCAUAAGAAAAGCAUAUUUCCCAACCCAGGCACACCAUUCUUCGCCAACAGUGAUGCUAAUAAAACCUGGAAAAUUGAUGUACCUUUAGUAUUGAGCUGUGAAAUAUUGCUCAGGACAAAUAAAUAUUAGUGAUGUCCCGAACUGUUCACCGAACGGUUCGCCACGAACGGUUCGCCGUGGACUCAUCAUUGAGUAAACUUUGACCCUGUACCUCACAGUUAACAGACACAUUCCAGCCAAUCAGCAGCAGACCCUCCCUCCCAGACCCUCCCACCUCCGGGACAGCUCACUAAGAAUGCAGCUUCACAAUGGAUGCUGUCCAGGAGGUGGGAGGGUCUGGGAGGGAGGGUCUGCUGCUGAUUGGCUGGAAUGUGUCUGCUGACUGUGAGGUACAGGGUCAAAGUUUACUCAAUGAUGAGUCCGUUGCGAACCGUUCGCGAACCAUACGGCGAACAGUUCGGGACAUCACUAAUAAAUAUGUAUUAACAGACAAAAUAAGUUAAGAAGACAGUCAAUGUUUAACAUUUUGUAUCCACUUACAACACUCUGUAGAUUCAAGAUCUAAAGAUGAAGGUAUUGGAUCUGCGUGGAAAGUUUAAAAGGCCAGCUCUACGCAGGGUUCGGGUUUCAGCUGAUGCCAUGCUCCGUGCUCUGUUGGGUUCUAAACACAAGGUUUCCAUGGACUUGCGUGCCAACUUGAAAUCUGUGAAGAAGGAAGACACCGAGAAGGUUGUUCAUAUUUAUUGUGCACGUGGACUAACAGGGUUAUUCACUAAAGGGAGAAUUCAAAGUGAAUUCAAGGUGAAUUUUACAUUUAAGACCAGAGUAGUCAAAGUAUAA
Pelobates cultripes (western spadefoot toad) is the source of this 25896-nucleotide messenger RNA. The record is from the annotation of a GenBank genome assembly. NCBI's taxonomy places the organism in Eukaryota, Metazoa, Chordata, Amphibia, Anura, Pelobatidae.